GUCUUUGCCAAGUCACACUACACAGUGCCAAAAAUGAUGCUGGUUGCCAAGAACGCUGUGGCUGCGCGCCCCUCGGCCCGCUCCGCUCGCCGGAGCGUGGUCGCCAAGGCCAGCUCGCGCCCUCUGUGGCUGCCUGGCAGCACUCCCCCGGCUCACCUGAAGGGCGACCUGCCCGGUGACUUCGGCUUCGACCCCCUGGGCCUGGGCGCCAACGCCGAGUCCCUGAAGUGGUUCAAGGAGUCGGAGCUGGUGCACAGCCGCUGGGCCAUGGCUGCCGUCGCCGGUAUCCUGGUGCAGGAGAUCGUGCGCCCCGAUGUGUUCUGGUACAACGCCGGCAAGGAGGUUGAGUCGCCUCUGGGCCCCCUUGGCCUGCUGGCCGUCGAGUUCUUCCUGAUGCACUGGGUGGAGGUCCGCCGCUGGCAGGACCUGCGCAAGCCUGGCUCCGUGGACCAGGACCCCAUCUUCAGCCAGUACAAGCUGCCCCCCCACGAGGUUGGCUACCCCGGCGGUGUGUUCGCUCCCUUCAUCCCCGGUGACCUGGCUGAGCUCAAGGUUAAGGAGAUCAAGAACGGCCGCCUGGCCAUGCUGGCGUUCGUUGGCUUCGUGAUGGCUGCCCAGGUGACCGGCAAGGGCCCCAUCGCGGCUCUGCAGGAGCACCUGGCUGACCCUUGGGGCACCACCAUCUUCUCCAAGGCCGCCGUUGUGCCUGGCCAGGCUGUGGCUCCCCCUUGCAAGAUUCCCGCCUCGGUGUCCUACAAGGGCAUUGAGAUCCCGACCCCCUGCUUCCUGCAGGGCCUGUGGCCUUAAGCGCUUUGUCACCGUGCUCUUGAACGUCGGUGGCAGCAGCGUAGCCCUCUGUAUAGCCUAGAUGGGUCAUCCUGUGUAACAUAGGCGGAUGGUGGGCCCGCCGGGUAGCUCGUGCUGCGCGCUCGCGCGGGGACUGCGGCGGCGGGGUGGUGUUUGUGGUGGUAGUGUUUCCUCCUGAGAAGAUCUAAACCAAAGGUUUCGUGGCUUCGUGCGUGACGGAGCGUGUGAGCAGAUUGCGAUGGUGGGCCAUCCCUGUUUCCCGGGUUUUUGCGGCUCUGAAGCGUCUGCAUGGGUGAUGACGAGUUGUGGUCGGUGGUUGGACAGAGUGGAACUUAUGUGAGCAGUGCAGGAAUUAAUACAUGUGAGACCUCCUUGGGCAUCAUCCAAGUGACCUCACUGCGUACGGCGUGUAACACGCCAGAAAGUUAC
Messenger RNA from Chlamydomonas reinhardtii, 1236 nucleotides. RefSeq lists its product as uncharacterized. Lineage: Eukaryota; Viridiplantae; Chlorophyta; Chlorophyceae; Chlamydomonadales; Chlamydomonadaceae. Gene Ontology annotation, biological process: photosynthesis, light harvesting in photosystem I; response to light stimulus. The record is from RefSeq and is a predicted model, not a curated record. Bases 34 to 807 code for a protein of 257 amino acids. Gene Ontology annotation, cellular component: membrane. The transcript has 6 exons.